GGAUUGUAUCACCCGUAGAAAAUUUGCAUGCGUGCAUGAAUGGCUACGUGGACAUGAUGCUUUGAAUGUGUUCUGCUAGAAGUGGACAAUUGUACGUUGAGAGUCCAUGUGCUGCCGUGUAUGCGUGUUUUUAUCUGCUUUGAGUUAUUACCUCGGGUGAUUAUUUUGAAGCUCAGUGCAGGAAAUCGUACUCGCCAAAGUAAAUUUUCUUCAGGAAGUUGUGAUACUAUGAAGUUCAGUAUCCACCUCAAUGGGAUGUACUUCGCGGGCGGAAUAUACCGUCAACUGUUCGUGUUACUUUUUCUUGUUUUCUGCAUCCACCUAAGUACAAAUCGCGUCGUGAGGGCUGGGACUUCAGGAAUUACCACCCGUCGGUACAAUUUUGUGGUGAAUUAUGCGACUUUCACUAGGCUUAACCAUACGAAGAGAAUGAUCGUUGUGAAUGGUCAAUUUCCAGGCCCUGCAAUACGAGCCAAUGAGGAUGACAUCGUCAUUGUCAAUGUCACUAAUCUUGUCGCAGCCCCCGUCACGAUUCACUGGCAUGGCGUAAAGCAGAUACGCACAUGUUGGGCCGAUGGUGUUCCCUACAUUACGAUGUGCCCUCUUCAGCAGAAUCAAUCUUUUUCUCACAGGUUCCAGCUGCUCAAUCAAACAGGGACAAUGUGGUACCAUGCACAUAUCUCCUGGUUACGUGCGAGUGUUCAUGGGCCAAUUGUGCUUCGACCAAGAAAAUUCGAAUCAUUUCCUUUUACUUCACCCAAGCGUGAAAUAACCAUCAUGAUUGGUGAAUGGUGGAACAACGAUGUAGAGGAUGUUCUUGCUUACGCUUUGGCUAGGGGUGGACGGUAUAAUAUCUCUGAUGCUAUUACCUUAAAUGGUCAGCCCGGUUUUCUUUACAACCACUCAUCAAAAGAUGCUCUCAAAGUGAAGGUAACCCACGGAGAGACUUAUCUUCUUCGGGUCGUGAACGCCUGCCUCAAUUUUGGGAUGUUCUUCGGAGUUGCGAACCAUUCUCUCAAAGUGGUGCAGUUGGAUUCUGCUUACGUGAAGCCUUUCACUGUGAAUACAGUCCUCAUUGCUCCUGGACAAACCUUAGAUGCUUUACUGACUGCAAAUCGGGCAUCUGGAAGAUACUACAUGGCCGCAUCGCCAUAUUCAGUCCCUGAUCCUCAAUAUGUCCCGUUUCCUGAAAUUCCUGCAACCGCUAGAAUGGAAUACGAAGAGAGCUCGUAUGAAAUCGAACGGAGCUCGUCUGAAAUCGUUACUUACAUGCCUACAUUUCCAUCCCCUAAUGACUCAAACUACCGCCAUAAAUUUGAUGAUCUUCAGAAAAGCAUCAAUACCACUUAUCAAACUCUUGAUGUUCCGGAGACUGUAGACAAGCAUCUCUUUUUCACAGUGGGCUAUGGAUUGGAUAAAUCCAGUAGCUGCCAUCCUUUCAAGACAUGUGUUGAUGGUUAUGAUGGCCAAUACCGAGUUGUUGGAUCUGUGAACAACAUUUCUUUUGUUACACCAAACACAACAAGUAAGUCUUUGCUGGAAAUUGCCUACUUGCGUGAUCAUGGAAAUGCCUCAGUAACAUCAGCUCUUGAUUUGGACUUUCCAAGCCAGCCCACAAUGACGUUCAACUACACCGGAUCAACCAGAUUACCACUGUCUCAGUGGUUUUCUAAACAUGCAACAAAAUUAAGUGUCAUCAAUUAUAAUGCCAGUGUCCAGAUAAUACUCCAAAAUACAAAUAUUGUUCAAUUUGAGACGCAUCCUUUCCAUCUUCAUGGAUACAGCUUCUACAUUGUAGGCAGAGGAAAUGGCAACUAUGAUCCAGACUCUAGCCCUGCCACUUUCAAUCUGGUGGAUCCGCCCUUGCGCAACACUUUUGGUGUACCCCACAGGGGCUGGCUUGCUCUUCGAUUCCGAGCAGACAACCCUGGGGUUUGGCUCUUUCACUGUCACUUCGAGAUUCACACUUCAUGGGGAAUGGAAACAGUCCUUUACGUCAAAGAAGGAACAGGAACAAACCAGACACUUGAAGCUCCCCCGUCAGACCUCCCAGCUUGCGCCAGCUCGGAGAAUACCUCAAAAAAAAAGGAACCCACAGUUAGCAUAACGAUAAGUGAGGACAUUACAAAGCCUGAAAUUAGCAAGGAAGUUCCCCAUUGAUAGCUGCCGUCGGGCCUGCAUUGAGCUGCUGAAUAUGUAGACAUGGAUACUGCUGUAGAAAUGUCUUUUCUAAGUGUCAAGGUUUGUUAUAGCACUUAUCCAUUGUGCUAGUCCACUCUGUAGAUUCUGGAAUUGUCUCUCGUUGCGACCACAUCGGGAUAGACCAGUGUACAUCCUCGUGGAUUUAAUCCUCUUCCUUUGCUGGACGAUCCAGUGUGCGCAUAAAAAAGUGGAUUUGGGCUCCUCAUUUGAUUCAUGUAACAGUUUGAGCUCCUCAGACAAAUAAGAGUGUGGGGGCUAAGCUGCAACAGUUCUACUAACAUGAUAUCAACUUUCAGGUAUCGCUGCAUACUACUUUAAA
Messenger RNA from Physcomitrium patens, 2521 nucleotides. The record is from RefSeq and is a predicted model, not a curated record. Lineage: Eukaryota; Viridiplantae; Streptophyta; Bryopsida; Funariales; Funariaceae.